CUUCUGGUACUUAGAAUGCUAGGAAAAAGAAAACAACAGGUUUUAGAAUCAGAUAUUGAAUAUCUUUGCGAUCUUGCUUCUAAAUAUGCAGAUAAAAGUCCAUAUGAUGGCAAAGGGAUCUUGUUACUCUGUAAGUCCUUAUUACCCAACAAUUGCAAAACCAUGCUUGUGGAAUAUGAUAUUGCGAAAAGGAUAGGCGAUCACAAAGUCGCUGCAACCUUUAUUACAGAAAAUUGUUCCGCUCUUAGUAAUCACUGGUAUAACGAAUUAAAUGGCAUAAUAACUGGCCUUCUAGCGAACCCUAUUGAUGUAAUUUGCCAAAGGAUUUUCAGUGCUUUAGCUCCACGUGUUCAGUGUGAUUUACUCUUCUCAUAUAUUUCUUCCAAAUAUGAUAACGCGGCAGACCAGACUGAUUUUUUUUUAAAAUUUUUGAAUACCAAAAUAGAUAUUCUUAAGGAAAAGAAUGGAACUGUCGAGUUUUUGUUCAAGAAGUUUAUUAAUAUUUUGAUGCUGGCAGAGGAGGAUCUUUUCCGAACCUUGACUUCCGAACCAAAACCGAGUGAAGAUAUACCUGAUACUCCCCUCUCCCCUGAGUCUGUAGAAAAAGUUGAAGAAACAAAGAUUUCUGCUAUGGUAACUGAAAGUGGUGGUGGUAAUGAGGAUGAAGGAGAAGAAGGCGAAGUAAUCGAAGAAAACGACGAAUUUGAUGAAUUUAUUGACGAGGAGGAGGACUCAAAUCGAAAACGGGUUAGAGGAAAGGAAUUAGCGGAAGUUCUAAACAUUUACAGAAUGAAGCUUGCCUGUGAGAUUUUGCCAUUGAUACAUAAGAUGAGGAAUAAUCUCAAACUUGGUAUUCAUUUUCUCCACAACGUGGUGACAAAUUCUCUCCAAUUUAUCUUCACUUUUGCUGUUCAUUGUCCUUUUGUUUCGGAGGGAUAUCCUACAAUUUCGGGUUUGAAUGAUGAUAUUCCUGAACUACUCAAGGAGGAUCCUGUUACCCUCUUAAGGAUAUACUUGGAUAUGGCUUCUGAUCUUCUCAGAUGGUCUGUGAAAGCAUCCUUCAAAGUUCUCUCAAAAUCGGAAAUUUUCGAUGCACUUAAGAGGGCUUAUCACGAUUACAAAGAACGAAAUCAUGGCAGUGUAGGGGCAAAUGUAAAGAAACGAAAUCAGAACAUUCUAUCUGCUACUGCAAGUCAAAUAGGUGCUAUAUUCUGGGCUCUCUUUAUCGAAACGUCUUUGGAGUACUUCACAGAGUUGCGAGAAAGAGCUUGUAUUCCAUUCAACAUUUCUACAGUGGCCUCCGUUGUCUCAGAAACAGCGGAUCCACCUUCAAACGAAACCUUAACUGGGUUGCUGGAGGGGCUUCAGUCUCUCAUGUCACUGCGGCAGAAAUUUAAAACUCAGAAUAAAUCAAAGUUUCGGCCCCCCCUUGCCCAGGGAAAGGAAAGGUUGACUCUCGAUGAUGCCUUGUCUGCAUUAAAGCCCCAGGGAGUUAUUGAAAGUGAUCAAUUUACCUGCCUUUUGGAGUUUAUAUCUUGUCUUGGAUUGACGAUGGGUAGUUUAGACGAAAUUUGUGAGGAUGUGUUUGCUAAUUCGUCUCUAAUAUCAGAAGUUUUUGACGAGGAACAAACCAAGGUUAUCCAAUGCUUGUUAAGUCUUACAAAGCUUCAUUUGAAAUCGCCGAAGAAGGCAAAGGACGUUGCGGCGGAAAGAUUUCGAUUGGUUCUCCGGUUGAAUGAAUUAGAAGUAUCGGAAGAUUCCACUAAUCACACAUGGAGCAAACUAUCAAAUUGGGUAUUUUUGCUCUCUAUAGUAAAUCCUAUUGAUACGAUGGAGAUAUGUUUGGCAGCUAUAGAACAGUGGUUAGCUGAUUCCAAGAAUACUCUUGAAGCUGCUUGUCUUAUCAUUGUCUUGCAUCAAAAUCCUCUUUGGACACGUAUACCCGAACUUAGCUGUGAGCAUACUGCGGAGUUUAUGAAUUCCCUUCAAUCAGAUUGGUCUAAAGCAAGGACUCUUCUCUCCGGUUGGCUUAAGGCUGGAUUUAUUCAAUGUCCAAGUGUACUAACGCAAAUUGUGCAAAUGGAAAUGUCUUUCUUUUCAGGAGAUAUAUCUGAGUCAGAGAUGACUAAUGUCGGCGAUAUUUUCAGCUCACUAUUGAAUGGCAAUCGCCGUAACAAAAAAAUAUGUUUAGAUCAAGCACUUACUUCUCUCAAAUCUGUUUCAACUCGAAGGUAUCUUGAUAAAAAUAGCUCAUUUAAAUGGCUGAAUCGUGACGCCAACGUCUUCACCUGGAAAUCAAUGUGUGAAAUCAUUCAACUUCUUCUCCAAGAGGAACUCCGUGUUCUGACUUCACGUCGAACUAGCACCGAUAUCGUUUCGUCCGAAUUUGCUGAUGCGUUCCGUCUUCUUAAUUGUUUUCUUUCGUGUGGACUACAAACUGAUUUAAAGCUUCCUCUGAACGAGAUGCUAGUAUUUCUUUGCGGAAUUUUAACUGACCCGAAAUUGGUCUAUCUGCAAUCGCUCGUUAUUGAUGCCAUAUCAGCCCUGCUGUGGUAUCUUCCGGUGGAAACUCAAACUCUCGAAGCAGCAACUUUAUGUCGUAGGUGUCUCCUGAAUUGGUGUUUUGCUCAAAUGAAAAUUACUCCAUCCGAUGGUGUUUCAUUACUCCUUUGUCAAACAGUUGAAGCCUCCUUUACCUCAAGGAAAACUCUCCAAUGUGGAUUUGGUGAUCUCCUUGAAUCUGUCUUGACCUGCUUCGAGCAGGGUUGGAAAGAUAGGCAUGGUUUGGGCUGGUUUCUGCGCUUAUUUCGUUGGACCGUGGCAGAAGUGUGUAUCACUCUGGAGAUUCAUCAAUCCUUGAUUAAAUGCUUUCUCCAACGGACGUCCAUUAUUUUCAAAAUGUGGAAUGAAUUGAGGGAUGCAGGUUGUCAAAUUGGUGUCUCCUGUCACGAAGCACUUCCAAUUUUGGAUGUUGAAGAUGAAUCCUCUCCAGCUUUAGCACUAGCGGUUAGCAAAUGUCUAGAUGAUCCUUACUCCUUGGAUGAUUACUACGUCAGAGUGGAAGUACUUAAGAGUCUCUUUUCAAUAACGGAGGAGUCUACUUUCGAGCCCUGCUUGCUCGUUGAUGCUUGUUUCCUAGCGGAUAAAAAGCCAUCGCUUCUUCCUCGUAAAAAUGGCCGACGUCCACACCCCAAUUCCAUUGACACCGGACGUGAACUUUUGAUUCUCUCACGGUGGAUCCUCAAUACUUGUCUUGCAGUGAAAUCGAAGGAAUUUGCUAAGGAGAUUGAACCGUUUUGUCGACUUCUUGCUUCACUCCUCACCUCCGAAUGGACUCGGUGUUGCAAUCGAAUGCUAUUUCAAGCGGAGGAUUCGUUGAGCUCCCAAUUGGUUGGAAUGGAAGAUACUUUCGCCACAUUUGGAGCUCUUUUAGUGGUUAUUAAAACGUUCGAAAUGACUGAAAUACAAGAAUAUCUAUGUUCUAAGUUAUCUAUUAACACGUCGACAGUAAUCUACGGUUUUUUCCAACAACUCCUUAAUGCUAACGAACUUAUCGGUUGGCUAUGGUGGCCAGUUUUUGAUUGGAUGCUUCGUUUUCAAUGGCAAAGAGCCGUAGCAACGGAAUCCUUACGGGAGUUUAAUUUUUUUGAAGCCCUGGAUGCUAUUUCAAAUAUGCUUGAUUCAGCGAAGCGACCGUUAGGUAUUAGAUAUGCAAUAUCGACAACAAUUACUGCGUUGAGAGCGGCUACUUACUGUCUGAAGAAAGAUCCAAUAAAGUUGGUUGGUAAGGCACCAAGUCUGGAGGGGAUAUGGGACCAAGGCAUCAGGUGGUUGGAAAGAUUGCUGGUGACCAAAGAUGGUGAACAAAGGGUUAAGAAUGAGAAACAAAUGGCUCUAGUACAUGAUCGGCCAAUCUGUUUGCUUUUUGAAGAGUUACUGAAGCUUGACGCUACUACUUGCGGAUCCACUCCACCUAGAUCCAGAUACCUUUCAAGAUUAUGGCAGAUUUUGCUAUCGACUCCUAACUUUGGAAAUCCACUUGUGCCUUGGCGAUAUCGCCUAGCUGUUUCUAUUUACCUUGUUUAUCCCAAAAUCUCAAUGGAAAUUUUGUGUUCGUCAAACCAACCUUGUUUACCUUCGCCGAUUGAAUUUCUCUUUAAAAAUUCCAACAAUUUUGUUAUUCAUCGUUGCUACAACUUGCAUUGGAGUUUAAGUUUGCUCCUACAACAAGAAGAUCUUCCCCAUUGGCUCCCCAGUGGUGAUAUCGCACCGGAUUAUGGUGAAAAGGGUCAAGAAAUGAUUAGACAGCUUGUUCGAUCGCAUUUUUCAGAGCCCAAAGAUCGUUUCACCCGUCUAUUUAGCCAUAUCGUAACUGGAAAGCAACUAGAAACUCACUAUUUGCAAGAAGCAGUCGAUUAUGUGCUGUCCGAUUUCGAACGACAAAAGGGCUUAUCUUGCUUGCUUUCUGAGCUUUUAAAGACGAUUCCUAGACAACAAUGGCCUAGUAAAGUGGAUUUGUUGAUUCAAAACCUCCUCGUCUUUAAGGAAACCAAGGAAAAUAAUGAAUCGAUUCUCGAUGUAGACCUUGGUGAUACCAAUGAUAUACCAAUUGAUGUCGCAUUGGGAAGCGCUGAAGACGUGAGCAAGGCCGAUUUUAAAUCAAAUUUUUACGAAGUGAAAAUCGAUAUCCCGCUUUCAGCUUUCUCGUCUGAUGACUUGCUAACGGAGAUUGUAUCUUGCCUUCAAAACAUUUUGCCCACAUUGUCGUGGAAAUGUGCUAAAGACACUAAAUGGUUGGUUGCUUUCCUUCGUCAUUUAGCAAAAGUGAGAUUAUCUCCAACUGCGGGUGAAACUGUUGUUGAACUAUUUUGCUGUCUAAUCGAUGCCAUUAAGGACGCGCUAAAAACUCAACUCGUCUUGAAAAGAAAUUCUCUGUUUCUUGAUGUGAUAUCAGGGUUAAAUGAGUUUGGUCUGAUAUUAUGCAAUUAUGUUAGAAGAGUUAGUGAAGACGUUUUGGUCAAUGAGAUCUGGGAGCAAAUAGGCGGCCAAGUGGUAAAGUUGGCGGAAACAGCCUGGGUUGCCGGAGGGUCAAGGUGGCCAAAAAUUGAGGAGCAAUUCCUGCCCUCUUAUGUAUCUUCAGUUUUCUGUGAUGCAGUCGCAGUAAAUGUCAAGCUACAUUCAGUUGGAUUGGUUUCUGAGGCGAUUUCUAUCACACCUUUGGACGCAUUCCUGUCACAGAAAGAUAUCAGCACGAAUUUUCAGGUAUUUACGCUUCUACACAGACUUUCUUCUGAACCACAAGGAUCCCUUAUGCCCCUCUUAUCAAAGCUUAUACGAUUCAUUUCAAAAAUGUCGGGUCGGAAAUCUCAAGCUUUUUUGUGUAUACUCGACAUGAUUUUGUUUCUCCUUAUUUCAAAAUUGAAUCCAGAAGGCUUCAAUCUCUGCGAUAUUGCCUCGAAAAAUGAAAGUGCCCAAUGCCCUUCGUUGUCACAGUUGUCGAAACGAGACUCCAAUUCACAGUCUCCGCUACCUCUUGCGAUAACCGUUUGCUGUUGUCUCAUUAGGAAUUCCGAUUCCCCGAAAUUGAUCAAUCAGAUUUUGGUAAAGCGAUUGGCUAAUAAUAAUGAAGCGUACUUCAAAGAUAAACUGAGAGUUGUUUUGCUGUCUCUUUGUCUCUGGGAGAUCUCUGGUGGCCAAUUUGAUCGGUCAGUGCAUGGUGAAGAGUUUGAUACUGCUGCCAAAGUAUUUGGAUUCACUUCUUUUGACGAAUUCUUGGAGAGCUCUCCGCAUGAGUAUGGUGCAUUUAUUCGAUUGGCUGGAGUUGAAGUGAUGGGAGAAGGUCCAAUUAAUGCAGAACCAAUCGAAAUUGCGGCUUAUUUAUUUGGAAAAGAUUCUUUUAUGGACUUCAUUCAGCGCCUAAAGUUAGCUGAUACUACCUACUUUAAGUCAUUGAGUAGUAUCGAAAAUCUUGUGGAAAUUUCUAACCAUCUGAUUCAAUUUGUCCUUCUCUUCGCGAACGAUAAUACAAACAAUCUUGAGAAUAACGCCUCAUUUCUUGGCCAUCAUCUCAUAUCCCGUUUUUUGAUUUUGCUUGUCCAACUUUUCCCAACUCAUCGCGCAGAAAGUAGUGGUGCAAUAACUGAAUCACUUUUUUCAAGUUUGACGCUGGAAGAAACGGUAAAGAAGGCUUCACAUGUCCUAUCCAAAUCUGUUUCUCUAAGUUCUGACUUCGUAUUGAAAUUGUCCGAUUCGCUUUUGGAAGCCGCUGGUUUCCUAUUGGAAGAUUCAAAUCAACCAAGUGAGGGCUCACUUUUUGAUCCUCUCGGUGGUUAUUACUCAAGAGUCUGCAUAUGGCUUGGAAUUGCCCGUUUCCUCAAUCUCCUAAGUUUGACCUCCAACGUCACGGACAUCGCUAGAAGCUAUUUGAAUUGGCGUCUUAUUGGCGGAAUAAUUGAUCUCUUAGAUGGUGAAUAUCAACGAAAUCGAUUGGUCAAUAUGGGCUUUAUUUUGUCUUCGCUUUCUUCAAUUUUGGAUGAAAUUUUGUCACAUGAUAAUGUUACUCCAGGUGAUCCGCUUGAGAUUGCAUGGCACAAUUCGACAGUUUAUUUACUAGUGGAAAUUUCUUUAAAAUUACCCUCCUUACCGGACUCUCUUCACUUGGAAUUGUCCGAUAAAAUCGAUCAUAUUUUGGCUGCACUCUUUCAUGGUGUUGGCGGAACAAGGUUUUCAAAGGCUAUUUGCCAACUUGAUUACGUGAUAACGAAGGGAAGUAUUUUAUCAACAUAUGAACCGCAUUUUUUGAGCAACUGCACCUGCAACAGAAGCGAUCCCAAUCAAGAAAUAGUCCGACUCCUCAAAACCCUUAACAGUAUGCGCUACCCAAAUCUGCUAAAAUAUCGAGCUACUGGUUUUCGGCACUUAAUCGGUCUUCUACAGUCGAAAUUUGAGACGGAAGCUUUGAAGUUGCACGAGAAAUUAGUUCUUUCCCUUCAGGAAUUCGAAGAAUCGAAGGCGAGCUUAGCAGCAGCUUCCACAAUUCAAAAUUGGGUUCCUCCAGCAAAGGCUAUCGGAAAUACUCUUCUGCCCAAUAAGAACCGUCAGGAGCUGAGGAAGUUGUUGAUUGGCUUAUUAAGGGGCAAUGAUGUAGUGAUAAUCGAUUCUGCUACGCGCAGUGCCAUUGCUGAAUGUAUUGCUUGCUUGGGAUCUGAUUUCGACGAAGAAGACUAUUUCUUUUAUUCAUUUGAUGAAAUUAAGAAAAUUUGUGCUGAUAAAUCACCAAAUCCUUUGGCUGUUGAGCAAAUCAGAGCUAUGGUGACAAUCUUAAAUAGGCUUACUUCUCCUAAUUCGAGAUUUUCAAAAUUGGGGCCUCCGUGCCUUCGAGAGGUGUUAUCUGAUUCUCAACUUCGAUUAACUCUCUUCGAAAAUAUCAACAUAUAUGAAGCUCAACAGGAAAUGAGCCUUAUGAUUAAAUUCGCUCCUUUUGUUUCUAGCGAUGAGUUGAACACUAUGAAAGCUCCCAAGACACAAGAUUGCUUGAAAUUCAGCAUUCGAAAUAUCUCUGAAUCGGCCCUUAUUGAACUAUGUUCUAAUAGCCUCCUCAAUCUCACGAAAACCUGUGAUAGUCAAACAAAACCUGCCAUUUUAAUAAUUGCCGAAUGGCUUUUUGUGAACAAAUUAGUUUUAGAUGAUUUCUUUCAAGCCUGCGCAUCACUUAUCCUCGUAGAGACUUCAAUUGCGAAUCGUCUAGUACCUUGGAUAUUCGCUCUUCUUUUGGUGAAUCUAAAAAUGACAACUAAUCCUAAAGUUGGAAAACUCGCAGACAAGGCUCUUCAUUAUGUAAUUGCAGCAUUUAAUUCGCUUAUUGGUAAACCCGAAAUGGAGGGCUUCAUUCAUUCGGUUGUAAUGGCCUUACAUUCAUAUUCGCAAUGGCUUAUUCGAACAAGAACUAUUUCGAAGAUGGAAUUGGGCUUCGACUGGCUCGCUUUUUCAAAGAGUGCACUUGGCUCGGAUUCUAUUGAAACUGCUUGGCUUUUCUAUGAAUUUGAGUGGCUAAGGCGGCCAUAUGAGAUGUUUAGUAAUGUUACUGCCCAGAACCUUUGGAUCGAUUUAUGCAAAGUUCAAGGUGAUCUUGCUGGUCUGAAAGCAGCUCAAAUCGCAAUGGCACCCUUUUUCGAUCAGUCUAUCGACCUUGAGAAUCGCUUUCGAUGUGCGAUUUCAGAAUUCGAUGGUCAGUGGAAUUCCUCACUCUCCCGUGAUGAUAUAGGUGUUGCCCAAAUUGCCUUGCAUCUUCAUAAAAUCGGGGCUGAUAAGGCCUUCACUCAGUUACUUUCCGCUCCAUCUAUGGUGGAGACUGAACAUAUGCCGUCAUUGAUUGAGGCCAAAUAUCGUGUGGCUUGGCGUUCUAAUCCUUGGAAGUUAGAUAAACCAACUCACUUUCAGUUGGCCAAAGACCCUAUGCUCCUGGGUGUCGAUUUUAAAAUUCGUUCGAGAGAUCUAUUUGUCCAACUUCCCACUGCUUCCAAUUUUAUGCUUCAACGUGGGAUUGACACAGAUUUAUUUGAUUCCGAGACCUUGAAAGGCGUUCGGCAAAAAUCAUUAUCCAUUCUGAGUGAUUGGAACGCUUCGACUUCUAAAGCAAUGCCUCAACUGGACGACGAAAGAUUGAUCUAUCUCCUCCAAAAGUCCGUCUGUUGUGAGGACUGGAAAUACGCUGAACAGCUGAUUAAUAAACGAAGGAAUUCAUUAGUUAAUAAUAUCACUUCCCAUAAAGUGGAUCUCCAGGAAUUUUCAACGGAAAUGAAUUUGUUGAAAACUUGGAGUCAAGUCUGCAGUCUGAAGGAUGAAAAAUCUGAUUCAAGGAGAAACGCUCCUCUAUUCCUUCUUCAAGCGUCUAUCGAACAGGGCAUCAAUAGGAAAAAUCCCACGCCUUCGUCUCUAAUGGAAGCCACCAUUUGUCUUGCUCAAGCUUUGUCAGAUAGUGAGGAUCAAGUUUCCUCGUUGAGUAUUCACACUCAACUCCAACUGGCUGACUUGUACAUCGAACACGGAAACGCAUUACAGGCUGAACAGCUAUUCAAAACUAUCCCUUCAUUCAAUUUUUCUUCUCAACUCCUCACUAUGAAACGAGAUCUCUCCAUGGCUCUUACACGAUCAAGAUUGCAACGCUUUUGUGGUGAGACCUCUUUAUCUUGUGCGAGACAGAACGCGGUUCUUGAAGAGGCUUCCCGACGUUUAUCUAGACUGAAAAUCAGUCAUGAUGUCCCCACUUGGUUAUUGUUGGAGUCCUUUCUUUCUUCCGCGGUUGUUCUUUGUAAAUGGUUCGCAGAAUCCGGUUCCUUGAGUUCAGCUGAUCUCAUUUCUCUCAAUCUCAAACCGGCAAUCGAGUUAACAGAGAAGUGUUGGCCUUCCGAAGUUAAACCCCCACUUCCUAGUUCAGCGGACGCUUCUGCGUUGCUUGCAGAGUUUGCAGAUACCCAGUUCCAGGCUCUCGAUGCGUAUUUGAAAUCUCCAGAAUUUGCAGCUCGUAGAAGAUUACUGGCAGACGCCGAUGCCGAUGCUGCAUGUUUGACAGAAGUUGACAAGAAGAGUCGAUUCCUUCGGUUGCUUCAACGUCAGUCCACCAUCGAAAGCGGGGAGCUUUCAAAUCUCUUUUCAAGUCUGCAGACAUUCUUUUCCACUGCUAUUCUCUCCUAUUGUCAAUGCUUGGCACAUAGUGAUAAGUUCAAUCUAAGGGUUUAUCGCCUUGUCUCCCUUUGGCUAAACGCUGCUUCCCAGAUGGCUACAACUCGGGUGCUCGUUGGAUACGAUGCUGACGGAAUUACCACUUCGGAAACCCUUUUCACACCGGCUUGGCUUAAUUCAUUAAGUUCACAUUUGGCAAGAAUUCGAGAGGAUAAGUUUCUGCCACUAUUCCCUCAACUUCUUGUUAGACUGACUAGUCAUGGCAGUGAGAACAAGGCUCAAGUGGCGUUCAAGCAAAUGCUGGAGAGGGUAAGAUCAUAUAGUCACCGCAUGCCUCAAGUUCUCUUCGGGGCACUAUCAACUAAAAGUCACUAA
Messenger RNA from Rodentolepis nana, 10056 nucleotides. The record is from the annotation of a GenBank genome assembly. Lineage: Eukaryota; Metazoa; Platyhelminthes; Cestoda; Cyclophyllidea; Hymenolepididae.